UUAAUUGGCUUUGAAUGUGGUUUCGUGACGGGAGGGGUGUGCGUUUUCGCGGUCGAGUCGGAGUGCGGGGUCCCUGCGAGAUGAAGUGGAGGUGACGAGCCACCGUAUGCCGAGUUUAAAGUCGGCCUUCGUGACUGUUUCGGGCUUGUGGUUUACACGACAGGUGUGAAGGCGUGCCUGCAGAGCCUGUAGCAUCUGGCGACGGUCUUCGUCCAUCGCCGUAGUGGUGCCACACGUUUGUUGUGCGCGGUCGUGCGUUUACGAGGCGUGCUGCCGGAGUUGCCGGCUCUUUGCGUACCGAAAGCGCUGCAAGUUAUCGCUUUACUGAUGCUACCGAGUGGUUUGUGAAGCUUUUGUGAUUGAAGUCGUCGUCCGUCGCUGCACAGCUAGUACAGGAUCGAACCAUGAAGCCCCUGGUUAUCGGCGAGGUACCUGAAGAGCUCAAGACUCGCCCCAAAGCGUUCGUCGCCUUCAUCGGUUUAGAACCGCAGACCAACAACAUCCAUGCCGCGAUCUGGGACGCCUUUUCUAACAACCGCGGACUGGACCGAUCGCCGCUGAACUUCGUGAUCCUGCCUGACAAACAUGUAUUUCCGAAACCCAAACCCAAGCACCCGUCGUACGAGUGGUAUGAGGAGCGGGGUCUGCUCAAGAGCAACUGGCUGCACAAGCAUCUGGCUGAAGUUCCGGCAGUGGCCAUCCUCUUCUUUGACAUGGACUGGGACGACCCCAGCUGGGCUGACAAGCGCAACGACUGCUCAACCAAGAUACGCAGCCUCAGAGCUAGCCUACAGGGCCGAAACACCAAGGUGGCCUUGGUCCUGGUGCAGAACAACCUCUCCAUACCCGUUGGAGACAACGUGCUGGCCACGGAACGGGCGCACGCCCUGUGCAAUGCCUGCGAGCUCCCGCCAAAGGCCCUGUUUGUUCUCCCCUACUCGGACCACCUGUUCGGCUUUAUCCUGAGUUGUGCCUUGCCUCUCGUGCAGUUGUGCCAGCUGGCGUUCAUGCAGAACAUUCCGCUGGAUGCCAUCCACCAGUUUCGACGGCACGUGGACAUCUUCAAGGACCGCAUCGGCAACCCCCGACUUGCCUUCGAGCACAGUGCCUGGCUGUCCAAGCAGUUCAGCCACUUUGGUGACCUGUUUGAGGAAGCGGUGAGCUUCGGCCUAACUGCAAUCCAGACACAGCACCCGGGCUUCUACUACCAGCAGGCAGCCAACCACGCCCUGGCACGCAAGGAGCAAGCGGCCCGGCUGUGCAAGGAUGUGACAGCUCCUCCAGACGUCAACAUGCUUGAAGGUGAAGAAUCCCUCGAGUUCUACGGUCAAAGGCCGUGGCAGGCCAAAGUACAGGGAAGGAAUGAAGCACUGGAUCCACAGACGGAGGACCUUGGAAUCCAAGCGCUCCAGUACAGGGAAAAGACAGAAGUGGACCACUCGGGUCUGGUGGUGCCCCUGUUGAGCAGUGCAGUGGCUCAGUUCAAGAAGUACCGCUGCCCCCGCAUGAAGAGGCACCUCAUGGUGCAGAUAGCAGAGGAGUACUACUCCAGUUCGGACUACGACAAGGCUCUCAGUAUCCUGACGCACGUGCUCUGGGACUACCGUGCUGAGCGCUGGCGACCCUUGGUGUCCAACAUCCUGACCACGGCCCUCAAGUGUGCCUACCUCUCGGCCAGCGUGCCGGCCUUCCUCAUGCUGGGCCUGGAGUUCACUUCCAGCUGGAUCCUGGGGACGCAGGAGGAGAAGAGCUCCGUCCAGACCAGUGUCUUCAAUGUCAUCGAGGGUAACCACCCAGUGGCGUUUCCCGGCAUGUCACCAUCCAGCAUCGCCAUUGCUGAUGCUGCCUGGAAGGAGGCACUGUCGGAGCAGCCCAGACAGCCAUUGCAGAAUUUGGACAUGGACCACAUCAUCCAGUCAGUGGAGUGCAAGGUUCAGUUUGGACACGGCGCAUUCUAUGCCGACCAGCGUGUCUGCCUCAAGGUCUUCAUCAGGUCCAACUGUCCUCUUCCAAUCAAGGCCAGUGGGCUGAAGGUGCACUUCAACAACCAGCACUACAACAACUUCUGCAUCGUCGAGGAGGGUGAUCCAGCUGCAGCCAUAGGCAGCCUACACCUGGUGCCACGGAGGACACAGUCCUUCUCCUUUGCAUUCCUGCCACGGUCAUGUGACAUCAACAGCGACAUCCAGGUGAGCUCGGUGCACCUGCGGCUGGGUUCUCCUGCGUCGUCCGAAUCGUCCACCGGUCUGACGCUAGCCUGGAACUGGGAGUCGCCCCCGAGCAGCUCUGGCAGCAGCGGUGCAAGGCCGGGCCUGGCGUGGGACCCAAUCCCACGCAAGCCCUUUGGCCAUGGCGAGGAGGUGGCCUUCCACCAGCUGCCACAGAUGGCCACCGCCAGGAUUCACCCGAGGCGCCCCCAGGUGUCACUGGUGUUGGACCACAAGCCACCUGUGCUGCUGCACGAGUUCUACCAACUGGCGAUCACGAUCGUGAGCGAGGAGAUUGCACCACUCACUGAUGUCUGCCUCAGCAUUGGACUGGUUGAAGACCUGGACCCCAAGUACUACACCACCACCCACUUCACGUGUGAGCCAACGCCCGUGGUGCCCAAGCAGCCAGCCAGCAAGAUUCGAGGAUUUCACAUUGACGACAUUCCUGCCGGAGGUCGGAAAAAGCAGACUGUCCUGCUGAGGAACUCAGAAGUUGGCACGUUGAGGGUUUUCGUCAAGGUAGAGUACAAGACCGAAGUGGAGGUGGACAGUCGUGUGCUUUGCUGCAGCUGCUGCCGCGAGAUCUUCCUCGACCUGGAGUGCAUCGAGCCGUUCAGCUUCUCUGCCAAGCUGCUCAACCUCAAGUUUGAGCCCGUGGAGGUAGUGCGAGCGGAGGAGCAAUUCGUGGUGCAGGUCGACAUGGAGUCAUGCUGCCCACUGCCCCUGGAGCUCAUCUCGGGCACAGUAAGGCUGAAUCCUCACGUGAGCACGGUGGACAAGGAGUUCCAGUCGCUCGUUCAAGGAGUGAAGCUGAACAAUGGUGAGGUGGCACGGGACCUAUUGUGCCUGGUGGCUCCCAACCCUGCGGAUGCACUCACUUGCCUUGGACAGUACACCCUGCAGUGGAAGAGGGAAGGUGCUCCCGCCAUGGCAACCCACACGGUAUCACUCCCAGCAGUGCCAGUGCAGGCAUGCCCACUCCUGCUGGAGCUGGUGGCGCCUGCGCAUGGCCGGGUGCGGACCCCGCUGAUGGUCAGCUACUUGCUGCAUAACCGCACCCUGCUCGUGCAGGACGUCGAGCUGGUUAUGGAUUCCAGUGACGCCUUCAUGUACUCCGGCAACAAACUGCUGCACUUCCGCAUCCUCCCACGAGAGUGCCAAACCCUGACGUACAACCUGUACCCCCUGCUGCCGGGAUACGUGCCCCUUCCCCGGAUGCACCUGGUGCUGGGGCCGGGCACCGCAGCUGCCUCCACCCUCGACGGCCUCCUCAACGAGAUGCUACCCUCGCACAUCUUCAUCAUGCCCCAGGCCAAGACCUUAACACCCUGCGAAGCAAUGGCUAUGAGCUAGUAAAGACCAGAAGAUACACUAUAGCUUAAUUCCAGAAGCUUUGUACAUAAUAUAAUGCGAAAAAAAUAAAAAUAAAGUUUCUUAGGGAAAUAAAUUGCUUUUGAAAGUU
Molecule: messenger RNA, 3672 nt
Organism: Dermacentor silvarum
Lineage: Eukaryota; Metazoa; Arthropoda; Arachnida; Ixodida; Ixodidae
Gene: gry
Product: trafficking protein particle complex subunit 11-like
Exons: 27
Coding region: 405-3563 (1052 amino acids)
Cellular component (GO): cytoplasm
Source: RefSeq, a predicted model, not a curated record